Wasmannia auropunctata (little fire ant) is the source of this 324-nucleotide messenger RNA. RefSeq lists its product as uncharacterized. Lineage: Eukaryota; Metazoa; Arthropoda; Insecta; Hymenoptera; Formicidae. The transcript has 2 exons. The record is from RefSeq and is a predicted model, not a curated record. The annotation marks the transcript as partial.
UCGUGUUAUGAUUCGCAAUACAAAAUGUGCUCGACGCAGAUAUAUCGAUGGCUCCUCUUCGCUAGCGCGAUAUCUUCAGGGAAUUUCGCGUACGGAUUCGCUUCUCAGGAUGCGAUCUUUGUGAAUUUCCAUCGCAGAUACAAUGUCUCGAAAGUGCAGGCGAUACUCCGCGACAAUAGUUAUUUACCUCCAGCUUCGAUUCCGGAUUUCUCCGUGCCGGAAGUGAUCGAUAACAGAGCUCGAAACGUAGCGGUCGCGAUGACGGACGAGAUCAGAAACUAUCCCAAUGCGUUGUAUCAUCUUCCCGGACGGGAUUCCUUACGG